ACUUCCCAACUACAGUGGUCCAGUGCCUGACCACCAGUUUACCAGUCCUCAGGAUAGUUUGACUGCAAGACCAUCACCAUGCCUAAAGUUUUGGUUCCAGAGGGAGGAAGUCAAACGAAGACCGAUGACAAGAUGAGGGCCUUCGCAGAAAAGGUCUUUGCUUCUGAGACCAAAGACGAAAACGUCCGCGAUGAAAUCUCCAUGUUUGACGUGGCUGAGGACUGUCCCAUCAUCCAUCAUGAGAUGGCCCACCAUCUGCACGUUGAUGAUGAUGAGGAGAAACGCAAGAAGCGGUCUCGUACCAUGGUGGUGCCCACGGUUGCUUCCCAGGCAGCUGCUGCCCCUGUAGUGUCAGUGGAAGUGGACACACCCACCUAUCUGGAAGUGCCUGACUUCCAGAGAGUGGCCGUCAUUGGAGACUAUGCUGCUGGGGUGACCAUGGAUGAUUUUGAGUUGGCAUGCAAGGGUCUGUACCGCGCUUUAACCAUCAGGGAGAAGUACAUGCGGCUGGCCUACCAACGCUUCCCAAGAACAGCCUCACAGUACCUGCGUGCGACUGAAGGAGAGACUUUCAGACCUGAAGAUCAAUUGCAGCCAGUCUUCACAAGUCCUCCAAAAGAAGGGGAAGACCCCUUUGACGUCAAGAACCUGCCAAAGAAUCUGGGCUAUGUUGCUCGGAUGAAGGAUGGUGUGAUUUAUGUGUACAAUGAUGCUGCAGCUGCUGAUAAACAUCAGCCAAAGGACAUGCCUUACCCAGACCUCAAUACCUUUAUCGACGACAUGAACUUCCUCAUUGCUCUAAUUGCACAGGGCCCAACAAAGACUUACACUCACCGCCGUCUUAAGUUUCUCAUGUCAAAGUUCAAUGUGCAUGAGAUGUUGAAUGAGAUGGAGGAGAUGAAAGAGGUGAAGAAGAACCCACACAGGGACUUCUACAACUGCAGGAAGGUGGACACUCACAUCCACGCUGCUGCCUGCAUGAACCAGAAGCACCUGCUGCGCUUUAUCAAAAAGUCAUAUCGUGUGGAUGCUGACCGCGUUGUGCACAGCCUGAAAGGGAAGGAGCUCACCAUGAAGGAGCUCUUUGAGUCCCUUAAACUGCAUCCAUACGACCUCACUGUGGAUUCACUGGAUGUGCACGCUGGUAGACAAACCUUCCAGCGUUUUGAUAAGUUCAAUGCCAAGUACAACCCUGUAGGAGCCAGUGAGCUGCGUGACCUGUACCUGAAGACAGAGAAUCACAUCCAUGGAGAGUACUUUGCCACCAUCAUCAAGGAAGUAGCUAGUGAUCUGGAGGAAGCCAGGUACCAGUAUGCUGAGCCCCGUCUGUCAAUUUAUGGCUGCAAUGCCAAUGAGUGGAACAAGCUCUCGAGCUGGUUCGUCAGGCACAGAGUUUUCUCCCCAAACCUCAAGUGGAUGAUUCAAGUACCCAGGAUCUACGACAUCUUCAGAGGCAGAAACUUCGUGCCACACUUUGGCAAAAUGUUGGAGAACAUUUUCCUACCCGUGUUCCAGGCCACCAUCGAUCCACAGUCCAAUCCAGAGCUCAGCAUCUUCCUCAAGCAUGUGACAGGCUUUGACAGUGUGGACGACGAGUCCAAACACAGUGGCCACAUGUUCUCGACUAAGAGCCCCAAACCAGAGGAGUGGGACAUCACCAAGAACCCCUCCUACACCUACUACAUCUAUUACAUGUAUGCCAAUAUUGCUGUCCUCAACCAGCUGCGCAAACAGAGGGGGAUGAACACGUUCAUGUUCAGGCCUCACUGCGGUGAGGCUGGUGCCAUAACCCACUUGCUGGCUGCCUUCAUGACUGCUGACAACAUCUCUCACGGCCUUAACCUCAAGAAGAGCCCUGUGCUGCAGUACCUGUACGUCUUGACCCAGAUCCCAAUCGCCAUGUCCCCACUCAGCAACAACAGCUUGUUCCUGGAAUAUGCCAAGAACCCCCUGCUUGAGUUCCACAAGAAAGGACUGGUGGUGUCUCUGUCCACCGAUGACCCCAUGCAGUUCCACUACACCAAGGAGCCCCUAAUGGAAGAAUAUGCCAUUGCAGCUCAGGUCUUCAAGCUCAGUACUUGUGACAUGUGUGAGAUCGCCAGGAACAGUGUGCUGCAGAGCGCCCUCUCUGAUGAGGAGAAGUGCCACUUUCUGGGUAAGGAUUACCUAAAAGAGGGUCCAGAGGGCAAUGAUAUCCGCAAGACCAACGUGCCUCAGAUCCGCAUGGCGUUCCGCUAUGAGACCUUGUGCUACGAGCUCAAUCUCAUCAAGGAGGGCAUGAAGACUGAGUAAACCCUGUCAAACCUGACUUACACUCGCUUACACACUAAUCUCUCCUGUGAUGUGGAAAGGUUUCUACAUUUGUUUUCCACAGUGGCUUCUGAAAGACAUCUCUCUGUUGAAGAAAGAAAUGCUUUUAAAAUCUGCACAUCUUUGACUUGCACAUUGAAACCUUUUUUUUUUUUUUUUC
Molecule: messenger RNA, 2470 nt
Organism: Archocentrus centrarchus (flier cichlid)
Lineage: Eukaryota; Metazoa; Chordata; Actinopteri; Cichliformes; Cichlidae
Gene: ampd1
Product: adenosine monophosphate deaminase 1 (isoform M)
Exons: 17
Coding region: 79-2292 (737 amino acids)
Biological process (GO): IMP salvage; AMP metabolic process
Cellular component (GO): cytosol
Molecular function (GO): AMP deaminase activity
Source: RefSeq, a predicted model, not a curated record